Molecule: messenger RNA, 8543 nt
Organism: Canis lupus familiaris (dog)
Lineage: Eukaryota; Metazoa; Chordata; Mammalia; Carnivora; Canidae
Gene: SLCO5A1
Product: solute carrier organic anion transporter family member 5A1
Exons: 9
Coding region: 237-2792 (851 amino acids)
Biological process (GO): transmembrane transport; sodium-independent organic anion transport
Cellular component (GO): membrane
Molecular function (GO): protein binding
Source: RefSeq, a predicted model, not a curated record
GCGGACCCCUGCCCCGCGGGGCACGCGGCUGCGGAGCCUCGGGGCCGCAUCUGCGGUCAGGAUGCCCUGGGUGCCUCUCUGCUGGUGAGGAUGCCCUGCUGCGCGGCUCUGCAUCACCAGCCCCGCUCCCCGGUGGGCACGACUGAGCGGGCCCGACUUCGGCCCCUCGCGCUGGUGGAUGAAAAGCGCCGGAGUCCCUGAGUGCGAUCUGCGAUCGAACCUGAAUUCUAAGAGCCAUGGACGGAGGCGCUGGGUUGCAGCCCCGGGCGGGAGAGCAGCUGGAAGCACGAGCCGCAGGAGGAGCUGUCCAAGACGAGUGCGAACCGGAGACCUUUAGGUCCAAGAGUUUACCGGUCCUGAGCAGCGCCUCCUGCCGGCCAGACCUCAGUCCUGUGCGUGCAGGAGCCGAGCCAGCCAUCGGCUGUACAGAUCCUUUGGGCCAGCGCGGGUUGCAGCAAGGGCCCAGCAGGUUGGCCCCCAGUCCCUCUGCCCCUUCCACUUCGGCAGAGAUGGCAGGGCUCAUGGAGUGUAACCACAGGGUGGACGUCAGCAAGGCCGUGUCGGUGUCCUCCGCUUUGGCCACGCUCCAGGGGAGAAGGUGCCUCUAUGUGGUCCUCACCGAUUCCCGUUGCUUCCUGGUUUGCAUGUGCUUUCUGACCUUCAUCCAGGCUUUAAUGGUCUCUGGGUACCUGAGCAGUGUCAUCACCACCAUCGAAAGGCGCUACAGUCUGAAGAGUUCCGAGUCGGGGCUGCUGGUCAGCUGCUUUGACAUUGGGAGCCUGGUAGUGGUGGUGUUCGUCAGCUACUUUGGUGGCCGGGGUCGGAGGCCCCUGUGGCUGGCCGUGGGUGGACUUCUCAUCGCCGUUGGGGCUGCCCUCUUUGCUUUACCUCAUUUCAUCUCGCCUCCGUACCAGAUCCAAGAGUUGAACGCCUCGGCCUCCAACGAUGGCCUGUGUCAGAAUGGCAACUCCACGGCGCCUUUAGAGCCUCCCGCCUGCCUGAAGGACUCGGGAGGAAAUAAUCAUUGGGUCUAUGUGGCUUUAUUCAUUUGUGCACAGAUUCUCAUUGGAAUGGGUUCCACACCUAUUUAUACCUUGGGACCAACCUACUUAGAUGACAAUGUCAAGAAAGAAAACGCAUCCUUGUACCUAGCCAUCAUGUAUGUCAUGGGAGCACUUGGUCCUGCAGUGGGAUAUUUAUUAGGUGGACUUCUUAUUGGUUUUUAUGUCGAUCCCAGAAAUCCUGUUAACCUUGACCAGAAUGAUCCUCGUUUCAUUGGAAACUGGUGGAGUGGAUUCCUCCUUUGUGCCAUUGCAAUGUUUCUUGUGAUAUUCCCAAUGUUUACUUUUCCAAAAAAGCUUCCUCCUCGACACAAGAAAAAGAAAAAGAAAAAAUUUUCUGCUGAUGUUGUUAGUGAUGAUGAUGUUAUGAAGGAGAAAUCAAACAAUAGUGAACAAGUGGACAAAAAAGUUUCUUCUAUGGGAUUUGGAAAGAAUGUCAGAGACCUACCAAGAGCAGCUGUCAGGAUCUUAAGCAACAUGACAUUCCUUUUUGUGAGUUUGUCAUACACAGCUGAGAGUGCCAUUGUAACUGCUUUCAUUACCUUCAUUCCCAAGUUCAUCGAGUCACAGUUUGGUAUCCCAGCUUCCAAUGCCAGCAUCUACACUGGUGUCAUUAUUGUUCCCAGUGCUGGUGUUGGUAUCGUCUUGGGAGGCUACAUCAUAAAGAAAUUGAAACUUGGUGCAAGAGAAUCUGCCAAACUAGCCAUGAUCUGCAGUGGUGUGUCUUUACUGUGUUUUUCAACCCUAUUCAUUGUUGGAUGUGAAAGUAUUAACCUAGGAGGAAUAAACAUCCCUUAUACAACAGGACCUUCUCUCACCAUGCCUCACAGGAACCUGACAGGAAGCUGCAAUGUUAAUUGUGGUUGUAAAAUACACGAGUAUGAGCCAGUCUGUGGAUCAGAUGGAAUUACAUACUUUAACCCUUGUCUGGCUGGCUGUGUUAACAGUGGUAAUCUUAGCACUGGGAUAAGGAAUUACACAGAGUGCACCUGUGUCCAAAGCCGGCAAGUGAUCACUCCCCCUACAGUGGGACAGCGCGGUCAGCUCCGCGUGGUUAUUGUUAAAACGUAUCUCAACGAGAAUGGCUAUGCUGUGUCUGGGAAGUGCAAACGGGCCUGCAAUACCCUUAUCCCGUUCUUAAUUUUUCUCUUCAUCGUCACCUUCAUCACAGCAUGUGCCCAACCAUCAGCCAUCAUAGUAACACUCAGGUCAGUAGAAGAUGAGGAGAGGCCUUUCGCGCUGGGAAUGCAGUUUGUUUUAUUGCGAACACUUGCAUACAUUCCUACUCCAAUUUACUUUGGAGCAGUUAUUGACACCACCUGCAUGCUCUGGCAACAGGAAUGUGGAGUGCAAGGCUCUUGCUGGGAGUACAACGUGACAUCAUUUCGUUUUGUCUAUUUUGGUUUGGCGGCUGGCCUCAAAUUUGUUGGCUUUAUUUUUAUUUUUCUGGCCUGGUACUCCAUUAAAUACAAGGAGGACGAGCUGCAGAGGCAGAGGUGGAGAGAAUUCCCUCUGAGCACUGUGAGCGAGAUGGUGGGCCACACCGACAACGCCGAUAAGUAUGCCCGGACUAGAUCUUGUCCAGCUUUCAGCAGCCAGGGGGAUUUCCAUGAAGAGACUGGUCUGCAGAAAGGGAUCCAAUACACAGCACAGACCUAUCCGGGGCCCUUCCCCGAAGCAAUAAGCUCCUCCCCAGACCCGGGGCUGGAAGAAAGCCCUACUGCCAUGUAGCCUCCCUCUUGAAGCUUGAAAAUGGAAGACUUUAGUUUUGUUGGUUGAGUUGAAUAUGGCAACUUAAGAAACACCCGUGCCUUCUUUUCUUUCUUUCUUUCUUUUUUUAACCUCUAAAGACAAAAUCCUCAAACCAACAAAACUCAGUAUACACAGCCACCAUCGAUUGAGGGCUGGAUACCUCAACAAGACUGGGAGCCUUCACCCCCUCUCCCCCACUUCUCUCCAAGAAAGAGGAGUUGAGAUAUAUUUGUUACCAUUUCCACUAUGUUAAUUUAAUGCUCAUGCUCCAGUGUGGUAUAAGGCUGAGAGGUGCCUGGUUAACAAAAUCACAGGAAGUGUAAUGGUGGUACAUGUCAUUAGCAUACACUCCAAACAGAGGUGAGCUUGACCAUGACUUUGCAUUUACAAAUCCAAGUUUUUAGAUAUGAACACCUACUGUGAGUUCUGCUACAAAGCACAAAUGAAUUUGCCUCAACUAUGCAAUUUUGAUUGGGAAAAAUGUAAGUGCAGCAUGUUACUUUUUCUUUCAAGAGACUAAAGCAGAUACGUUUUGAAAAGAGGACAAGAAACUUUCCCUGAAGUACUGUUAAUAGCAUUUUAAGCCAUAGCAGAGUCAUAAAUCAGGUAGAAUUUUUUAAAUGCUUCAAAGGAAUCAUGGAUAGUGUGAUAAAAGGAACAGCUACUUUAUUUCAUAAGACACAUUCUCUUUUAGUCUGUCAGCUCCAUCAUAAGGUAAGGAGUCUGCUGACUUGUAAAUCUGAUAGUUUGAAGAUAAACUCCAGUAUUCUUUUGCCAGGGGCUUUAAAACCAGUGUGCUAAAUAAUAUGACUAGAACUUAAUUUGAGAUGCCUCAUAAGGAGAGAAACUUGAUGGCUUUCUCAUCCAAAGAAAAAAUGCUGCAGAAAUUCUUUUAGCUCUAUGGGCCCACACAAGGGUAGUUGAGAGUUGUAACCUUGACACUCAAUAGCUGGAAAAAGAAAUUCCACAGAGGUAAGAUUGAGUCCCAUCUGAUCAUUUUAAGUUAUAUGCCUGGAAACCCUAGCAGAUCUGUAUUGUUUUCUUUUUUACGUACAGAAAAUUGCUGUGGCUGCCCCCCGAAGUUGAGUAAUUAAAUCAGGAAAGCUAUACCUGUGAUAUGAAAAUCACUUUGCAUACAGGAGGAGGGAGGUCUGUGAGCUAUGAGAGUAUGAUCCUAAGUCAUGAUUGAAAAUUAUUUAAAAUCAACUUGUCUGUUGUACUGAAUUCUACUUUAUCGGAGUUAGAAUGAUUUUACAUCUGUUAGCCUUCCCACAGCGAUUCUGAAAGAGGAUUUUUCUGUUCCUAAAGGCUCUUUUGGUUCAUGAUCCAUAAUCCUUGUCAGUUCCUCCCAGCACAUCACGUUGACUUAGGUACCACACAGAGUGCUUUCUACAUGGUUCUUUCAUUCUUUUUUUUUUUUAUUUAUUUAUUCAUGAGACAGAGAGAGAGAGAGAGAGAGAGAGAGAGAGAGAGAGAGAGCCAGAGACACAGGCAGAGGGAGAAGCAGGCUCCAUGCAGGGAGCCUGAUGUGGGACUCGAUCCUGGGCCCUAGGAUCACGCUCUGGGCCGAAGGCAGAUGCUCAACCGCUGAGCCACCCAGGUGUCCCUCUACAUGGUUCUUAAGGUAGAUGCUUCCCAACAGCUCUGUGGCCUGAUAGCAGGUUAACUCAUGGGAUCUGGCUGCUCAGAACAAGAAUCUUGGCAACCCAGACUUAAGAGGGACCUUAGCUUCCAAAUGCCAAUAUAAUUGUGAAUGGUUUCUGCCAAGGAACCUAUGCUUGUGUAGGGGCUAAUCUGGGAAAUGAUUUCCUUGGCUGACUUCCAGUCUUCAACGGGGGGAAGGGAUUGACCGAACUGUCCCAUGAUUCAGGCUCUUUGCCCUUCCUCCUUGGAGGUACUGGUGGAGCUGUAUGAUUGCUUGUGGGUACCAGGUCGCCUUCCUCUCUACUGAAGAACGGUAUUGUCAGAUGGCCCUUUUGGGUACAUGCAGUUUGUGGAGAGGGUUAGCACUGUUAGACUGAAUGAUGUCUGUAAAGGGCGGAGCCAGUGGUCUCAGGUGACAAGGGCUUCCCUUUGACCAUUCUCAUUUGUCUGAGUCAUAAGUAAGCUGUUGCCUUUAAUUAUCUGGGUGUCUGUUCCGCCUGGCUCCGCGUGGUAUAUUUUGAAGGUCUUCAGAGAAUAUUGCUGAUUAACUUAGUGUCUACUCUGGUGCCUUAGGGUUCCCUUUUACUCUCUAUGGGAGAUCUUUGAUCCUUUAGACCCUUUAGAAAGUUUCCUUUUGUGUUGGAGCUAAAGGUAUACAGGUUGGGGAGAGGUGAUAUUUUUUUAAUUCUUUCCUCAUUGCUAAGGAACUGCAUUGAAAGAAUUUGGAUGGGAUUAGCACUUUUUUUUUUUUUUUAAGCUAAGAUUGUAUGUUCCAACACUCUUAGAAUCUCUCUCUUCUUGGUAGUAUAUUUUGAAAAGGAGCUGCUCUCAGAAUUCCAAGGUAGGAAGUGACUGACUCUUUGGGUAUAAUUAGACAGUCCUUUGAACACUCAUCCAUCUAGUUCAGCAACCAUUGACCAGUUCUCUAUCAGGUACUAUUUUAACCAAUUACCCUCUGCUGCUCUAUGAGAUUCUUUAGGUUGACUGGCCAGAAUUCCAAGAAAUUGGCCUGAAUUGUACACCACAAUAUUAAUAUUGUACUUCCUCAAGUAUGUGAUACUUAUAAAUAGCGGGUGUAUCAUUAAUGUGUUGUUGGUUAAUGUAGAAUAAGUAGUAUAAAUCACAGAAGACUGAGGUUUUAGAAUAUGUACCAAUUAAGAAUUGUCCCCAAAAUGCUUCAGGUCCUCUUAGCAUCCUUGGAAUAUUACAUAGUCAACUAAAGUAACUAUUUGGCAAAUGGCACCAUUUAACUGUAGAUAUGAGGUUCUUCUAUGUUUGUUACUUUAUAGUCACAGCCCCUAUUAUAAGUUUAAUUCCCACUUUCUAUGAACUUAGGCUUCUAAUCGUUUUGGAAAAAGGUCACCUUGUUUUUUUUUAUCAGCUCUGUAGAUUAAUGUAUUAUUUGGCUUUAAUAUGCAAAUAUAAUAUCCACGAGUCUAGCCUAUUAAUUUAGAAACUCCCCAGGGAGAGGUGGGUGGUUGGAGCACAUUUUUUGUUAUCUUCAUUAGUAUGAGAUCCUUAUCCUUUGCAAGGAGAUUUAAUUCUUGAAAACAUUCAGAAGUCAUUCAGAACUGAGGUGAGGGGGGGAAUAAAGAGGAGCAGAGAAGAAAUAAAUUAGCUCUUGUGGAGUGUUGAUUCAGAAUUUUGUCAAGUACUUAAUAUACAUCAUUUAUUUUAAUACUGUUAACCUGCAAGAUAACUAUUUUUAUCGUUUUUUUUUUUUAAGAGAUCAUGAAAACAGGCUCACAGAGAUAAAGAGAUUUAUUUAGGAUUAUGCAGAGUGGCCAAAUCAGGGUUCAGGUUUCUAUCUCCAUCACUCGUUUCUUACUCUAUAUAAAUGCCUAUAAUGGUUUAGGUUAACAAAGACAAGUGUGAUUAUAAUUUAGUAAGGUAUAGCAUUUCAUUUGUUGAUGUGUUACUGUUCCUGAAGAGUAGAGAAGUUAUUAUUCCUUUGUGUAGAAUAGAAAAAAAUCUGCAGGAAGCAUCAAAAUUUAAUGUUUAGAUUUUCAAGGUAAAUUUACAUUUAUUUAGCUAAGUGUUAUAUUCAAAAUUAUCAUAACAUACCUCAAGUAUUUAUUUAUAGUUCAUAUUUAAUAUAGAACAAAUCAAUUUUGAUGUUAGCAUUGAGUCUCAGAACUUCUGAAAUGAAUCAUGAGGAAAUGUGGUUCAGAUUUAUUGAAUCUGAGCUUUGGGGAUUUUAAGUGUGUUCUUUCUUUUUCUUUUCUGCCUCUUUCAGAAUGUUAACAUUUCCAUUAAUUUUUAGUGACUAUGGGUUUAAAGUUUCCUAAUAAAAGUUUGAAAUGAACAUAUACAAAGUGUUACAUGUUAAAUGAACAUAUACAAAAUGUUACAUGCUCCACACCAAACAACUGGCUGGAUUGUUACCGUCAGUAGCUGGGAGCCUGCUCUUGGAAGUGCAGCCAUCAGAGGAGGAGGAAGUAGUGGCAGUCUUGCAUUUUCACCAACUACCAGGAAAAUUCUUCCUCCGUCUGCAAUUCCUGUUUGCAUUCUUUGGUGGACUUGGGAGCCAGAAAGUUUCUUUUUGGGGACUGUUUUGCAUCAACCAAAGAGCAGCUGUGUAGUAUUUGAAGCAUGGACCUGAAGCAUUUGUGGAAAUUCUCCAGUGUGCCCAGGAGCAGUAGGAAAGCCCAAGUCCAGGGGGUAACCAAUUAUACUUUUAAUGUGUGUGGACUUCAAACUUCUUAAAUGGCACAGAAACAUGAGUAUAACCAUCACUAAAUAGGUGCAUAUGGAGUAUUCUAGAGUAUCUAGUAGCAGAUAGAUACCAAAACACUGUAUGAUCCCAGAAUUGCCUAGACUACAGGUUUGCUAAUUCUGUUCUACAGACCACUAGGUAGCCUCUACACAUUAUUUGUAGUUCCUCUUUCCUGAUAUGGAAGAGCAUGCCAUGGCUGGCAGGCGAAGGUUGUAGCCUGUGCACUUUAUCUUUUUUGUUUUCUCUCUUUUCCUCAUCUUCCUGGAUGCUGCUGGCUGUGUCUGUUGCAGACUUCUUGCUUCAUUGGAAUCAGAUCUGUGUAUGUUUGAACAGGUUAUUUUAAACACUUCAUUUUUACUCGGCCCUAAGAAGGGUCAAAUAUGAUGAAAACCCUCCUUGGGUAUUUGCUUGUGCAACAUAAAACAAAAAAAUGCCUCGGUGCUAAAAGUAUUUGAUGAUGCAUGUCACCACAAAAAUGCGCCACUGAAUUUACAGUGUUUCACUGAUAAAGGACUGCAUGUGCUUUGCUUUUGGAGAUCUAGAGAACUUCCCAGAAAACAAGCACUCAUUACUCUUGUGACCAGUUAAUCCAUGAACUUUCCGCUGCAAAGAUGAAGACCCUAAGGGGGCAUACCUUUUCUAUGGAAAGCUCAGCGUUUUUGAUAUUUCUUUUAGCAAGAAUAAUCAGAUGCUAAAAAUAAUUUCAAGGGGGGGGGAUAUUUCACAUAAUCUUUUCUUAUUUAUUCUCCAAAAACCUGACACCCUUAUAAGGUGUUUUUAAUAAUUGGGGUUUGGGAGGUGUUGUCUUUUUCUGGUAUUCUAUUACAUAUUAAAAUCAGAGGAGAAAAUAUCCAAAACUAAAGUAAUUGCAGGGACGUAUUAAACCAAAGGGAUGAACAUAAGGUGUUUAAAUUUUGUAUCUAGAAAUGAAAAAUAAGAAUAAUUGAUAAGACUUUAUAGUGGGCAUUUUUCUUGAAAUACAUACCUCUGCCCCAAACCCCAAAUGUUAAUUUAGAAGCACGAAAUAGGCAGGUCAGCCUCUAACUCUUUAGUUAAAGGAGAUGUAAUACUGUGUCAAACUGGCAUUAGGAUCCUGGUGGAGUGUGUGUUCGGUGUGUGUGUUUUGUGUGAAAGUGUGUCGGUAAUGAAAGGCCGUUUUGAGUUGUUGCAUAAAGGAGUUUGAUUUUGUGAUUUUUACAAUGAAUAUUUAUUUGGAAAACUCUUAGGGUAAUUUAAAAGAUGUUUAAUUUCCUUGUGUUUGAUGAAAUCUAUCGCCAAUGUACUAAUAAACCUUGGUUUACAACAUCUUGAAUACUUGAUCAUUGAAAAUUAAGAAAAAAAAAAGAAUAAAGUGUGUUGGAUUGAAAUUA